GAGGUGCCAUGUGCUUCCUGUCUACACGCCAUUCACCUCCCUGAGCUCCAACAGGAUGGAGGUCCUGCGCGCUGCUGCUUCUUCCUGCACUUCAGCCAACUGAAAUAAAUUUCACAGUUUGUGGUGUUUUAUCCUGUGUUUUUAAUCAUCGUUUCUAUCUGGACACAUUAAAUCUGAAUAUUCUUCCCCUUACCUUUUUAGUUGUAUUUUUCCACCCUAAACAUCGCUGGAGUGCGCUGUAUUUUCAGGAGAAAAAGGCUUCCAGGGAUGGAGUCGAUUCCCGGACAUCUUGGAGACGCGGGACGAGACGCCAGCUCUUCCCCGAGUUUGAAGCAGGACGCUCAAAGGUUUUCCAGCCCCAACUCCUUCAAACCAAACCAAGUGAGUGAGACCUCCCUGUACGGGGUGCCCAUCGUAUCUCUGGUCAUAGAUGGGAAAGAGAGACUCUGCCUGGCACAGAUUUCCAACACCUUGCUGAAAAACUACAGCUACAACGAGAUCCACAACCGCCGGGUGGCUCUGGGUAUCACCUGCGUGCAGUGCACGCCCGUCCAGCUGGAGCUCCUGCGGCGCGCCGGGGCCAUGCCCAUCUCAUCCAGGCGCUGCGGCAUGAUCACCAAACGGGAGGCCGAGCGCCUCUGCAAGUCAUUUCUAGGGGCGCACAGUCCCCCGAAGUUGCCGGAAAAUUUUGCCUUUGACGUGUGUCAUGAAUGCGCCUGGGGCUGCAGAGGCAGCUUCAUCCCCGCCAGAUACAACAGCUCCAGGGCAAAGUGCAUCAAGUGCAGCUUCUGCAGCAUGUACUUCUCCCCGAACAAGUUCAUUUUCCACUCCCAUCGCACGCCGGAGUCCAAGUACCUGCAGCCGGACGCGGCCAACUUCAACUCCUGGAGGCGGCACCUGAAGCUGACGGACAAGAAGCAGUCUGAUGAUAUAAACCACGCAUGGGAGGAUGUAAAGGCCAUGUUUAACGGGGGUAGCAGAAAGAGGACUCUGCCAAUGAGCGGGUCGGGGAUGUCAUCGUCGUUGAAAUCUCAGGCCUCGUCUAGUUUGGCACCAAUGAGUUCUCCUGAAAUCCCCCAUAAAACUUCGCGGUGCGACGAGGAGCAGGGAAGCAAUAAUUUAAGUUUGGCAGGCGGAGCACGGAGCUACCCGCUCAUCCCGGUGCCGAGCAAGAGCUUUGGCAUGCUCCAGAAGAUCCCCCCUCCUCUCUUCCCUCACCAUCCGUAUGGCUUCCCCAGCUAUGGGCUAUGUCAGAAAAAGAGCGACGGGGUGACCGAUGGUAACAAAUCCAGUGUUCCUGGAGUGUUUUGGCCCGGCGCAAAGGACUCCCUCUACCCAGCUUUUCCCAUGUUCUGGCCUACAGCUGGUGGCCUGCCCAUCCCGCCCUACGCGGGUGCUCCACCUAAACCUCCGGCAGAGCGGCCGGGUGUCCGGCAAACUGAGUUGGACCUAUCUGACCAAAGCGACCGGGCCGCAAACACACCCAAAGACACAACCCCGCACCCUCACCAUGAGCGCAGUCCCAGCUCCCAGUCCUCCUCCACUAGAAACGACGAGGACAAGUCCGGGGACGAGGCCUCUCAGAGGAAGAUUAGCUACAUCUCAGCCUUCAGACCCGUGGUCAAAGACGCGGAGACCAUCGCCAAACUCUACGGCAACCGGGACGGAUUCGGUGCGCGCCCCGGCUACCUGUCCCCGGAUUUCAUCAGCGAGAGCUCCAGCUACAGAUCAGCGUCUCCGGACAGGGACAGCGUGGUGGACGACGAAGACGACGACCCGGACGUGGACGUAGAGUCCAACCGGGGUCCGGAGGAAGAGGAGUCUGUCCAGAUCUCCCCAGGUGGAGACCUCCGAGGCUCCCCUGUUCUGGAGCGAGUCUGCUCUGUUGCUGAGGAGAGCCAGGAGCGGCCUGACGGCUCCUCCAGCCCCGGGGCGUCUGGGGCGUCACCGCAGGGCUCUUCGGAUGAGGACCGGCAGAUGCGCAGCGGCUCCCCUCUUCAUGAGGUGUACACCCAUGAACCAGACGGCCCGGUGCUCCUGAACGAACGUCCUUCCUCCAGCUCCAAACAGCCGAGCAGACCCAGCGGUGUCCUCCACAUGGCUGAAAUACAGACGCAGCGCUGCGCACCGUCCUAUCCAGAGCAGAAAGACAGACAAGGUGAUGGAGCUUUACGCAUCGACAUCAGUGUGCAUGAGCGAGAUUUGGAGAAUAUGGCCAAAGAGGAGUUGCAGAAGCAGCUGGUGGAGCAAGUGGAGCUGAGGAAGAAGCUGGAGAGAGAAUUUCAGCAUCUGAAAGAUAAUUUCCAGGAUCAAAUGAAGCGUGAGCUGUCCUACAGAGAGGAAAUGGUCCAGCAGUUGCAGAUUGUUCGAGACACUUUGUGCAGCGAGUUGGACCAAGAGAGAAAGGCUCGUUAUGCAAUACAGCAGAAACUAAAAGAAGCUCACGACGCCCUUCACCAUUUCUCCUGUAAGAUGCUCACUCCUCGUCAGUGCAAUGGAGCCUGCGCCUUCAAGUCCCCUCUGCUGCCCCCUUAGUGCCACCACCCUGCAGCUGACAGCAGCCCAGCUCAAAAAAGCACCCACACACGUAAAGAUCCAGUCUCGAGAGCCUUCAUGUGUUCACCUCUCCGACCUGAAACCCAAGGAUUCCUGCUCCUACUGCUGCUGCGGUACGGAUACACCUCUGAGAGAAUCCAUCAAGGCUCUGGAGUAGAUGGAUUCUGCAGCGAUCUCUCCUCUAAAGAACUGGACUCUUGUGUUAAGGAGAUCAUGUGAACUUCAUGCUGUGAAUCAGAGGAUUGUUGAUCUGAAGCUGCAAAGCUCAAACCAAGGAGGUCAAUGAAUUAAAACUGUCUGCUCUUUCACUAUUCUGAAGAGAGAAAUACUACAUUAUAUACAUACAAAAAAAUAUAUAUAUAUAUGUACGUAUAUAUAUGUAUAUAUAUAUAUAUAUACAUAUAUAUAUAUAUAUAUAUACAUAUAUAUAUAUAUAUAUGUAUAUGAUGUGACAAUGUGCAAUGGUUUGUAUAAUUGUGAUUUUAAGUUAACACCUCAUUUGUUAGAUUUUGUUCCAUUUUGAAUAUGUUUUUACAUGUAUUUGUAAUUGAACUUUGAUUUCUACACUGUGUAUGUCAAUAAGCACUUUAAAUGGACAACAUUUCGAAAUGUGGACACCAAAUUCUCUCCUCCAAUUCGUCUUGUGUUAUAACUACAGCACCUAGUAAUGAGCACUUACUGCAGCGGCCCUUCAGGUUUUACUUCACAGUAUUAACUGUAACAAGCUAAAAGGAAAGACAAUGCACUGAUGCAGCUGUUUGAGAAUGCGUGUUUCUCAAUUUUAGUUUCUGUUAAAUAUAUGUCUGUCUCAGCAAACGGAACCAAAAUCUUUUCUGUUGUCUGAAGCACUUUUUAUAAGAAGAAAAACACUGUCUCGAGUAUGAAAACUAUGGUUCUCACAGCUUCUUUUUCAUUUUGUCGCUCUUGUUGAUCUUUCUUGUAAGAAAAAUCAACUCAAAAGCAGCCCUAAAAGAAUCAAACCCUGCUUUCUGACAUAAACACACAAUUCUCCUGUUUAUCUCUGUACAAAUGCAAAUAAAACUUGAAAAGCUC
This is a messenger RNA of Girardinichthys multiradiatus, 3609 nucleotides long. Its product is annotated as SKI family transcriptional corepressor 1 homolog-B-like. Gene Ontology annotation, cellular component: transcription regulator complex; nucleus. The record is from RefSeq and is a predicted model, not a curated record. The transcript is spliced from 9 exons. Gene Ontology annotation, biological process: negative regulation of transcription by RNA polymerase II; negative regulation of BMP signaling pathway. Bases 268 to 2535 code for a protein of 755 amino acids. Lineage: Eukaryota; Metazoa; Chordata; Actinopteri; Cyprinodontiformes; Goodeidae. Gene Ontology annotation, molecular function: RNA polymerase II cis-regulatory region sequence-specific DNA binding; SMAD binding; DNA-binding transcription factor activity, RNA polymerase II-specific.